AUGGUGUUUCAAACCAAAGAUACAGCCGCACAGUAGCAACGUUAUUGGGAAGAAAAGCUACUCUUUGACAGCUAUGAAGUCAAAAAGAGGAAACGAGGCUUUUGCUGGACCAAUAAGCUUAAUUUCAAUGAGUAAAUUAAUUUUAUCUUGACUGUAAAGUGAGUGUAGUCAUAUUUUACGGGCUGUAAGACUGCUCAGCAUUUUUUAACAAUGUUGGCUUAAUUUGAGAAAGGGGUGUUUUUAUGUUAAAUAAUGUCAGUAGGUGCGCCUUGAGAGGUCCAGUUAGCUGUAUCUCUUUUCUUCUUUCUCAGUCUUCCUCAUCCCGUUGCUGUGGCGUUGCAGUGCCACAUAGCGCAUUCAAAGUCCGAAUCCGAGUUGCUGUUUGCAAAAAAUACAUAUUCGUAAGUGAAAUAGAAGUUGCAUAUAGAGAUGUAAUCUGAAUAUGCAAAGAUAUAUCUACAGGUUGCAGAGGAAUUAUGUUAAGGUUCGUGACGGUGUUCAUAUUAUACAGCGACGUUAUAUAGCGUGGGAUUACUUCUUGAUUCCCAUGUGAAGGAAAUGUAUCACUAAGUUGAGCCAGUUGAAACCAAAAUUAGUGGAAGAAGUCAAAGAAAAGCUUCUCCCAAAAGCCAGCUACCAUAGAAGCGUCGAAUAAACUGUAAUAGAAUCUCUCUAUUUCGGACUGAAAUGUACGAGUCAUGAGAUGAUGUGGUCGUCGUAUAUGUUGCAGACCACGAAUGUGAUUAAAGAGAAAAUUUUACGACACGAAGUUCGGUUUGGAAUAAUCUUAAACUGUUACAUGUAUUCACUUUCCAAGGAGUGAGAUGAGAAAGCCAAGUUGAAUUAUCUGUGAUCGUUUAAUAUCUUUAAUACGGCACACAAACUGACACAUGUGCAAGCACCCGUAAAUUGAAAAGAUUCGACUCAGCCCUAGAGUGUAAUUAAAAUUUAAGGGCUGAUUCAUACCGGCCUUAUCCGUGGUAUUUAGCGCUAUUUAAAAAAAGUUGCCCAGCUAUAAAAUAUGUAUCAAUUUAGGUUUCUGGGAAACUACCCACCUACCCUUACCCUAGGCCAACAUUAACACUUACUUCUUACUUAGGAAAAAAUGUUGGCUUAGGGGAGGGGUAGGUGGUCAGUUUCCCCGAGACCCAAAUUGAUCCUAAAAUACUAUGUUGGGCCAAAAGUGGGCUCUAGUAGUAUUAUAUUCUAGUUAGGUGAAGCGAAAUAAAUAAAUAGUAGACUCCUUAACUCAUGGUCAAACCUCGAGUUUUGAGGUGUUUGAUUUUGUGGCCUCAUCAAAGCAGUUUUGCAAGGAGAAAUUAACCCUAUUCAGACCAGUGGGGGUUUCUGAGCCCCUCCCUUCCCUCCCCUCCCCUCGCUAAAAUGUUGAAUAACUUUGCCAAUUCAAAAACGUUCAAGCUACAUGUAAGGCCGCCCAACUCACUGACGUUUCCUUAUAUUUAUCUGUGAACAUUUUUGGGUCUUCUUGACGUGCAGGACAAGAUAAGGUAGCCUGCAAACAAAGACCUAAAAGACGGCUGCUCACGCAAGUUAGAAAAAGAGGCUCUGUCCGGAUUGUGCAAGCCUUUGAAGUCGUUGUGGACAGGUCAAUCCCGUCAAACUGGUUUUUCGAGUGGGAGCCUGAUCCGUGUAUUGAUAAACCGAUUGUCGUAACUGAACCCGCUGUACAAAGCGCACGGCUAUGAGGCCUGGGUUCGAAGUUGUAUUCAGGCAACAAGCAGCGCAUGCUCAACAAUGAUUUCGAUUCAAUCAGUCUUUCUCAAAUACGCCAAAAUUCGAGAAAGAGAAAUAAAGGCUCUGCUAGCAGGGCGACACUAGCCCUGUCAGUACCAUGCAUACCUUUUUUGUUUUGUGUCCAUUUUUUACAUAUCUUUUCGUUCCUCGUGCUUGUUUUCCGUUCCAUGUUCCUCGUUUUAGUAACAUCCAAAAUAUUAGCUUGUCGUUCUGAAAACAAAGAGCGCUGAAGGGUAUUAUCAUGCAAUAUCUUUUAAUAAGGUUGGCAAAGUCAUUAUUUGAGGCACGUCCUAACUAAUUAAAAAACUGAAACGGUUCGUAAGGAGGAAUUAAAAUACUUCCCACAGUUUCCAUUGAUCUUGCAGCUUGUGACGCCUUGUAAAGAUAAAACUAUAUAUUUUACAUGAUAUUGUAAAAUACUUUCAAAUAAUUGAACAUGACCGGAGGUAAGAUUAAUUACUAUCUCACUCAGAAACCAUUCUUUUUUCAAAGUGUUUUGACAAACAACGAGUUCAAUUCUUACUAUUUCAAUUUAUGUUUUAUUCGGUUUUAUUUCUGACUAAAUUAAAGUGCAGCCAACAGCAAUCCUAGAAGUUAAAAGAUAUAUUUAUUUAUUAAACACUGAUAAGCUGCUCACGAUGCUCGUAAGUUUUGGGUUCAAAUUUGAAAAUUUUAUCUUUUAAAAUAACGACACAACGCAUUAUUUUUUUUAGUCAAAGCUGUAUGUGUAUAAGAACAAAGGAUUUAUUUUACCAUUUUAAUUAUGGCCUUUCUCUUUGUUAUGAAAAAUCAUUUUUUCAUGUUUUGAUCACAUCAUUUUGCGAAGACAAGCAAAAAAGGAGUUCCUCGUUAAGCACCAAAUUGAGAUGACUCUACUUCAAUUGGUCAGGGCUGAAAUCAAACUUUUGUUUAGUCGUCGGUCAGUAAAUAAAAGGUAAUCAACGUGCAAUAUUUUUUUACAGAAAUGAUGAAAAUAAAAUUUAAAAGUGCAUAUAAUAAUAGUUUGUUCAGAGAAAGCGUCGCUUUCCGGGUGUAGUUUUGAUGUGCCAGUACCAGUUGUGAAACGGUUGAUAAACACAACUCGUUUUCUUCAAUGGAUAAGGUAUUCUCUACGGUGAUAACUUUCAUUGCUAUUCCAAUUUAUGUCUGCAAUGUUGUGGGGAACUUUCUUGUCAUUGUGGUUAUUCAGAAGGACAAAAAGCUGCGCGAAAGUCCAAAUACCUUCCUUUUACUGAGCCUCGCUCAUUCAGAUGUUUGGUUCUCCAUUUUGGCUUUUGCUAAUGUGGUUUUAAUCUCCAAGCAGGCCACGUAUGCCGUCCGGGAAUUUUUUAUGAACGCACUGGCUUCAAUUUAUAUCCUAGUCGCCCUUGCAGUAGAGAGAUAUUUUGCGAUUCUCAGGCCCUUUGUUCACCUGAAAAGAGCCAGAAAGAGUCUGCUCAGUAAAGUAGUGCUUGUGAUAUGGCUCCUGGCUGUCGUUUUGAGUGCACCUGGAUAUUACAUAGGUGCUGUAAGAAAAGGGGUCAAGUAUGGUUGGACUGGAGUAAACACGACAUUAAAUGAAACAUGGGUCGAACCUCUUUGGUUCCAAACUUUUAGCACGGCUUACGCGUUAGUGCUCUUCAUAUUUGGUUAUAUUUUUCCAAGCGCUGUCAUCAUUUUCUGCUAUUCACGUGUGAUUUACCAUUGUUGGUUCAACGCUGACUCUAGCAGAUCUACGCAAGCUGGCCUCGUUAAGUCUCGACGUAAAAUAACGAAACUUUUCAUACUUGUCACUGUUGUCUUCACAAUUACUUGGACGCCGACGUUCGUGGAGCUCAUUGUUGCAGAAUACGGCGAACACAGCGAGGAAAACAUGAAACUCGAGUUAUUUUCCAUGCUGCUUGGGCUUACAGGUUCGGCAGCCAAUCCGCUGAUUUAUUCAUUUCGUAGCCCAAAAUUUCGACAAGAAGUUUGCAAAUUGCUGACUUGCAACUGUUACUGCAAGAAAAAGAUAGUACGACGCAGUAACAAGGUAUCUGGAACGUUUACGAACAACGUGUCUUUAACAAAAAUGGAGUCAAUGAAGGAAAAUACCCCUUUUCAUGGCCAUAGGGUUUUCCAUGGUAAAACAGUGUGA
Molecule: messenger RNA, 3871 nt
Organism: Porites evermanni
Lineage: Eukaryota; Metazoa; Cnidaria; Anthozoa; Scleractinia; Poritidae
Source: the annotation of a GenBank genome assembly